AUGAGCUCCAGUCCCGGCGCGAUCUUCGUCACAUGUUUGGUUGGCAUUGCUAUUGUUGGGGUAAUGCUUUUGAUUCUAAGUUGCGCACUGAGAAGCUGGUGUAACAGACAACGCCGGAGCAAUAUCGAUGAAGAUGCUUGGCGGUUCCUGGAGAACUCCAAAGACUUCUCCGAUCCUACACACAAAGAGGAAGAUGCUCACUCGGCCAAAACAUUGUACUUUGGAACCGACUCUCAGUCCAGUCUGGCCCAUUUACAGCCCACGCUCGCAAAGAACUACGUUGCCUCGCAUCCGUUCACAUCCCACAUACAACAAAAAACUCAGCAGGCAACGGCCCAAUAUCACUAUACAGGCUUUCCAGCACAGUCGGCUUCGGCUGUAAAUGGCUUUAUCGACGAACAGACUAUGAGUGGUUAUAUAGACGAAAAGGUCGUGUGCUGGGUUGCUCCUCCUGCUCCUGUCUCAUCUCAAUGUAACGGGAUUUUGAUGACACCAUGUGGGCCUCCUCAGGAGAGAAUGGAAAGCUACCAGGGAGGGUGCACUAUACCCGAAUUAGUUUUUCGGAAAACUUCACUUGGGGGAAAUUUUUGCAAUCGGGCAACCAUGUACGCGUCUCCGACCCAAGCGCCCGUUCCGAUGCUCACAUGCCCGGCCUCGGUCAUCAUCCACACCAGUACCACAAACUCCAACCAACACAACAGACUUCAUUCAUUGACACGUGAGGCCAGCCUCGCGUGCUCUGUGCAAUCCACGACUGUUGAAGAGCUUCGGGAGCGAGUUACGGAGCAGCAAACCGAUCUACAUUCUUUAGAUCGGUGUCGCUAA
This is a messenger RNA of Puccinia graminis f. sp. tritici CRL 75-36-700-3, 825 nucleotides long. RefSeq lists its product as uncharacterized. NCBI's taxonomy places the organism in Eukaryota, Fungi, Basidiomycota, Pucciniomycetes, Pucciniales, Pucciniaceae. The transcript is spliced from 2 exons. The record is from RefSeq and is a predicted model, not a curated record. Bases 1 to 825 code for a protein of 274 amino acids.